Ceraceosorus bombacis is the source of this 1411-nucleotide messenger RNA. The record is from the annotation of a GenBank genome assembly. NCBI's taxonomy places the organism in Eukaryota, Fungi, Basidiomycota, Exobasidiomycetes, Ceraceosorales, Ceraceosoraceae.
AUGGAGGGUUUGCAGAGCAGCAGUGCAGUACCAGCAUUGACCGGUCGAGCUAAGCGACAAGACCAGAGCAAGAGCUCAGAUCCUCAAAUGACCGCAGAAGACAAGCGCAGAGCAAGGCUGAACAGAAUAAGCAAAUCUCAGAAGGACCAGCUCAAGAGAAUGGCCGGACACACUAUCAGGGGACCCUUUGGCGCAGUGGUGGAAGGGGAGCAAGGCAGAAUGAGAGAGGCCGCUCCUGAUGCUCACACAGAUAUAUGGCAAGAUACAACAGCGCACGCGCGCGGUGCGGUUGAUGUUGCCGAUGCUGAGAAGGACGAGUGGCUAGCCAACGCUCAGAGAGAAUUCAACAAGGUGAGUCCGGUGCUCUGCGUUUCAGAUGUCUGGCUUGUCCUGAUCGCAUCCCUGCUUUCUUAUGUCUCACCAGUUGCCGACGAAAGCUCCUCGAACCCUUGGUGCUUCCACUCAGGUAUCGCGACCAGCCAUCUCGCAGCCGCACGCCGGCCAAUCCUACAAUCCUACCCUGGAAUCACACGAUGCGCUCUUGGCCCGAGUGGGUGCCGAGGCUGUUGCGCACGAACACGAGCGGCUAAGGCAAGAAGCUUUCAAGAAGGAGUGGGAAGAUGGAGGCAAGAUCGCGAAAAUGGAUGAGGCCGAUGCUAAAAGGGUGCGAGGUAUGCUUGUCGGCGAUGAAGUUGAGCAAGAUGAUGAUGAUACUGUAGAAGGAGAAGCAGAAGCGGAGGCACCAGUCGUGAAGAAGGAUCCCAAGAGGAAGACGAGAGUGCAGCUGAAUAGAGCAAAGAGAGUCCGCCAUGAGGUGAGGAGCAUAGGACUGAUACGCAGUCACAUCCUCUGACGCAAGGUUGAUUGAGCUGACGAUGCAAUGCGGAACGUGCGCCUGUCAAACUUCUAGCAAACUCUCCGCCUUGCAGCCAAAGCCGCCAAGAUUCAACGUGCGCAGCUAUCCUCUCUUUCCGCCCUCAAGAAGGCAGCUCUCGAAGCCGAAGCGACGCGCGUCGCUUCGCGGCUGUCAAAGCUGUCUUCACGCGAGUCCAAAUUGUCAAAAGCAGGUUUGGCAGGUCAACGGCUGGGCAAGUUCAAAGUGCCAAAGUCCAAGGCGGAGGACGAUGUGCAGCUGGGAGAAGAAUUGAGCGAGAAUCUCCGGAGUCUGAGACCCGAAGGCAAUUUGUUCAGGGAUAGGUUCCAGAGUCUGACUGUUCGAGGAUUGAUCGAACCUAGGAUGAAGGUCACUGCUAGUGGAAGGCAUAAACGUGGCGGAAAGGGCAAGAAGACGUAUGAAGCGCACAGCUACAAACGAUUUGUGAGUGGCAGAAGAGGCGUAUCUGCUCUUUGGAGUCAUGACUGACUACCUCGCCUUCCUUGCGCAAUCCACUAUCAUCGAUCGUAGAUCUGA